This is a messenger RNA of Beta vulgaris subsp. vulgaris (sugar beet), 2165 nucleotides long. RefSeq names its product RNA polymerase II degradation factor 1. NCBI's taxonomy places the organism in Eukaryota, Viridiplantae, Streptophyta, Magnoliopsida, Caryophyllales, Amaranthaceae. The record is from RefSeq and is a predicted model, not a curated record.
CUCGUGUCAUCAUUUAUAAAACCGAUUUCAUUCAAGGCAUCUUUUGGAGCUCCCAAGCUGAAGUUAUCUUCCGUCUUCUGCCACCUUCUUUUUCGCCUUAUCUGCAAACCCUAACUUUCGCCUCAACCAUUCUUCCUUCUCCUUCUCCAGCAAUCAAUUUAUUCUUCCCCAAUUCGAGCUUUUCUUUUGUGUUUUCAUGGCGUCUGGAUCUUCCGGUCGACCUAGCUCGGGUUCCAAAGGCUUCGAUUUUGAUGAUAUACUCUGCUCUUACGAAGACUUCGCUAACCAAGAAUCCGCUAAUGGAGGUCACUCCGAUCCGUCUCUCGGAGCUAAUUCUGGCAAGGAUUUUCAGAAAAGCAGAAUCUCAAGGUCAUCAGUGUUCCCUACAACUAAUGCCUACAGUCAGCUGGAGGAACCUUUGAGUCAAGAACUGAUAUCAGCAGUUGAAAGGACCAUGAAAAAGUAUGCUGACAAUCUCAUGCGCUUCCUGGAGGGAAUUAGUUCCCGUCUGUCACAGUUGGAAUUAUAUUGCUACAACCUUGACAAGUCAAUUGGGGAAAUGCGUUCUGAUUUAGGCCGUGAUCACAGUGAAGCAGAUUCGAAGCUAAAAUUUCUAGAGAAGCAUCUUCAAGAAGUUCACAGAUCAGUCCAGAUACUUAGGGACAAGCAAGAAUUAGCCGAAACUCAAAAAGAACUUGCUAAACUUCAGCUUGCGCAGAAAGAGUCCUCGUCAGCAUCUCCAGAUGAGAGAGCUACGGUAUCUGCCUCCGAGCAAAAGAAAAAUGAUGAUGUAUCAGAUACUCCUAACACCCAAUUGGCUCUGGCCUUGCCUAGUCAAAUCACCCAACAACCUUCUCACCCUACUGUGCAGCAGCAAUCUGUUGCCCCCCCACAACCUUCAUCACAGACUCAUAGCCAGAUGCAGCCUUAUUACUUGCCUUCUAAUCAGUUACCAAACCCUCAAGUGCAAUCACAUCCUUCAUAUCUUGCAGCUGAUGGCCAGUAUCGAGUGCCACAGAUACCACAAGCCCCUCAACCAUCCCAAACUCAGGUGAAUCAGACUCCACAGACCCAACAAUUCUCUCAGUAUCAACAGUGGCCCCAACAACCUCCACAGCAACCAACAGUACAACCACCCCAGCAACAACCAAUACAACACUCCCAGCAACAACCAAUUCAACCACAGACUCAGAUCAGAGCUCCAACUCCCCAGUCAAAUAUCUAUCCUCCAUACAUGAUGACUAGUCAACCUGCCAAUUCGCCUCCAGAGACAAUACCAAGCAGCAUGUCGAUGCAGAUGCCAUUUCCAGGAAUGCCACAAUCAGGAGUGAGCCGUCCAGAAGGAAUGCCUUAUGGGUAUGGUGGGCCCAGUAGACCUGCUCAACCACAGCCUUCUCCUCCACAUAUGAAGGGUGGUUUCCCAUCUCAGCCAGGUGAUGGAUAUGCUACUGGUGGAUCCCACCCACCAGUCUCUUCUGCAGGGUCAUACAUGCUAUAUGACAAUGAAGGAGGCCGGUCUCAUCACUCUCUUCAAACUCACUACUCUCAGGGUGUCUAUCCUCCAGCUAAUCCUUCACUUCCAAACCUGCCAGCCCCAGGCAGUAGCAGUCAUAUGGUUCGUAACCCUGGCCCCCAACAAUAUGUGCGCAAUCAUCCUUACAACGAGCUCAUUGAUAAACUGGUGAGCAUGGGUUACAGGAGUGAUCAUGUUGUGAGUGUGAUUCAAAGGCUGGAGGAAAGUGGGUUAGCUGUGGAUUUCAAUGCUGUGCUUGACAGGUUGAAUGGGCACUCCUCAGGGAGUUCUCAACGAAGCUGGUAAUAAGAAUAUCAAUCUUGGUCUUGUGCAGCUGCAUCUAUUAUCAAUUGCAGUUGUAUUCUCUAUCCAUGUUUAUAAUAAAGUCUAAUAUGAUAUGCACGGUAUUUGGUUGCAUUUGGAUUUAGAAGUCCAAGAUCAUUGUAUAUUUGUGACCUAGUUCCAGACUGCUUGAAGGAUUGUGACAGUCUUACUAUUUUAUUAUGUGAGAUUGUCUUUUUAAAUUCUGCUUGUAGCUCGUUAAAUCAUCAAUUUGGAUUUUCUCCUUUGUGUUGCUUGAUUUCUAUGAAUAUGUAUCAACCUGCCAUCUUAUCUGUUUGAUUAAUGAUUCAAGGGCUCUCCUUUGUGCUGA